Messenger RNA from Gongylonema pulchrum, 363 nucleotides. The record is from the annotation of a GenBank genome assembly. NCBI's taxonomy places the organism in Eukaryota, Metazoa, Nematoda, Chromadorea, Rhabditida, Gongylonematidae.
GAUAUUGUUGCAUAUCCGCCAAAGAAGUUGAAGAACGUUUUUGAGCCGCAUGGAUUCAAAUAUGAUGGUAACUACGACACGGACAAAAUUAAGGAAUUUCUUCUGCACGACACGGAUGGACUUGUUGGAGUACGGACCCAGGAUAACCUUGAUCAUUUCGACAGGCUUCCAAUGAUUGUAGUUUAUGCCAAAAUUGACUAUGAAUUGGAUCCAAAAGGUUCAAAUUAUUGGCGAAAUCGCGUACUGAAGGUUGCAAAAGAUUUCAAACGAAAGGCCUAUUUUGCGAUCAGUGACAGGCUACAUUUUUCACGAGUAAGUACACAAGCUAACAUCAACAAAUUUCCGAUCCGGAUCCCCCUAUAG